AUGAUGCAUACUCUGUACUAUUCUCUCUUUUUCAUUUCAUCCUGCGUGGCUUUGCUCGGCAUCGGUCGAGAACAGUCUGUAGCUGUUUCUGGAGUACUUACUUGCAAUGGACUGCCUGCCUCUGCUAUUCGAGUAAAACUAUACGAGAAGGAAAUGACACUGGAUCGGAAACUGGAUGAGAGUUACACUAACAACUCCGGAACAUUCUUUGUGCAAGGAACUAAGCGAGAAGUGACAAUGAUCGAUCCUAAGAUAAACAUCUACCACAGGUGUAACUACUUCGGGCCUUGCUACAAGAAACUAAGUAUUAAUAUUCCAAAAAAUUACAUUUCUGAUGGCCCGACUCCUAAAAUGACGUACAGUGUUGGAGUGAUCAAUCUGAAUAACAGAUUCAGUGGUGUGAACGUACAGUUUUUUAGCGUCAUGCUUUCGUUCCUCCUGUUGCUGUUCAUUCCAUACUGUUCGGCAAUAUUGGGUAUUGGACGUGAGCAAUCGGUUUCGGUUACCGGGCGUUUGCUAUGCAAUGGUUAUCCAGCCUCCAACAUCAAAGUGAAAUUAUACGAUAAAGAACUGACACUGGAUAGCAAAUUGGACGAAAGCACUACGAACAGCUCGGGAAUGUUCCUGAUGUCCGGGCGGAAACGAGAAGUGACAAAUAUUGACCCUAAAGUCAACAUCUAUCACAGAUGUAACUACUAUGGGGCUUGUUACAAGAAAAUUGGCAUACACAUUCCACCGCAGUAUGUAACCGAUGGUCCAAAUCCUAAGAACACUUAUAAUGUCGGAAAUAUCAAUUUGAACAAUCAGUGGAGUGGUGAAACUGUUGAUUGUAUCAACUGAAAUGUAGUGCUCUCUUUUUAUACUUUGAUUACUGUGUUAUUAAAAU
Cylicocyclus nassatus is the source of this 886-nucleotide messenger RNA. The record is from the annotation of a GenBank genome assembly. NCBI's taxonomy places the organism in Eukaryota, Metazoa, Nematoda, Chromadorea, Rhabditida, Strongylidae.